AUGCCGCGAACGCGGGCUAGAUGUCCCGUAUGUCAGCGAGGUCCAUAUCAAUUGGGGAAUCUUUACGACCAUUUAAGAUUUGUUCAUUGGUGGAAAAAGGACAAAGUAGACGAGUUGAAGAUAAAAAUAAAAAACACAAAGUUUGAAGGAAGACAAAGUGUCGAAUGUGAAUGUGGAAAAAUCUAUUUUUCUGUGCAUGGUUUACGAGUACAUAGAGAGAAGCAACAUGGUCAAGUUGUACAUCAUUCUUCGAAUUACUUCCCGGUUACAUGCCCAGCAUGUCUCAAGGUUUUUCGUACUGGAGAAGAACUGGCCAUGCACUGCAAUGAAAUGCAUAGGCAGCAGGGUGGACAGGACUUUGCUAUGAUCCAGGGAACAUUUCCAUCCCACGAAGAAUUUGAGGCAUGGAUUGACUCAGUAGAAAAGCUGACCAAGGUUGGAUUCACCAAGCGAACUUCGAGAAUGUGCAAAGAUGGUCGUAACCAUAUUUUUGUAUGCAGACAUGCAAGAGGCAAAGGUGCUGAAGUGGAUCCGAAAGAGAUGAAACAGCGUUUCAAGAAAAGCGACCGAGUUUACUCCCACUGUCCAGCAUUUAUACGAGUGAGUUCAGUUUUUUCUAUCAUUGAGAACGGCGAGAGGUGUAGUCGAUUCCUAAUACAAGAUAAUCUGAACAACCUGUGGGAUGGUGGCGGCGGCGCGGACGCCGAUUCUAAUACAACGCUUUGAAU
Molecule: messenger RNA, 728 nt
Organism: Strongylus vulgaris
Lineage: Eukaryota; Metazoa; Nematoda; Chromadorea; Rhabditida; Strongylidae
Source: the annotation of a GenBank genome assembly